UUUUAUUUUCUGAGUCCCAUGUUUUAACUGUCACUUAGAGUUUAGUUUCUUCUCACCCUUCCUCUAUUACAAGAGACUCUGUUUUCUCCUUUACAAACAGCUAAAAGCCUCUCACAACACAGUACAUUCAAUUGCACCCUGAAUGAGUCCCUAAGCUCUCUCUCUCUCUCUCUCUCUCUCUCUCUCUCUCUCUCUCUCUCUCUCUCUCAUCAAUGGGUGACAGUGCAACCCUGGCAAAGGCAAGGCAAGAACUCGAAGAUCUCUAUCUCGGAAUCCCAGAUGCAUCCGUCGACCUUACCUUCAAAGACAUGACAAAUAUUCAACAGAAUGAUGUAGCCGAAAGAAAAACAACAACUAACAAGGCACCAAUCCACGAAGACCCACACAAAGACCUGAAGACAGCCAUCAACGACCUUACCAAAUCCCCAAGCCUAGAUUUCUCAAAGGCACUUCAAGGAGCCAAACCUCACGAUCGUCGCACUAUAGAAGAUGAGCUCUAUAGAGAGCACUAUGCAAGGAGCUACGUUAAGAGGACUGGUAAUGGGUUGAGGCCGCUCAAUGUGGAGAGUAGUCUAGUGUAUGAUGAUGCGAGUGUUAUCAGUACACUCUCUCCUUUGGAAGAGAAAGGUGGAAAGAAGAGGACUGGAAUCCCACACUCAAAUAUAUGUGCUUUGUGCAAUAAAUGCAUCUAUUUCUUUCGACAUCGUUGCUUGGUGUGUGGAAGAGUAUACUGCAGGAACUGUGUUGAAAAAGGAAUGGGAGAAAUGACUGAAGGAAGAAAAUGCGUCGACUGCUUGGGGCGAAGAUUUAGCCCAAGGUACAUACAUAGAGCUGGAAAGACUGGAUGUUGGUGGAGAUAUUCCAGCUUCGUGAAACAACAAGAGCUAAUGUGGGCUGAGAAGGGCCCAAGAAAGAGAGGUGAACGCCGCUACAAUGAGAAGAGUUCAAGAAACUCGGUCGUGAUGCCUGCGACUCCAAGAAAGUCAUAUGUAGUUCCCGGAACUCCAAAUAGAUUUGCUGAUAACUACAACAAUAACCCGAGUUCGUUUAUUGCAAGUUCUACGUUUUCGCCAAAUCCUCAUAAUUUUCCUUUGUGAGGAAAAGGAAGAGAGGAGAAUUUGUUUCCUUUAAUUUAAGCUUUAUUUGUUUGUUUGGAUUAAUUUAUUUUUAUUCAUAAGUGUGUGAAUGACAUUAUAUGUAUGAGAAUUCGUUUAUGGGAAAA
Asparagus officinalis (garden asparagus) is the source of this 1222-nucleotide messenger RNA. RefSeq lists its product as uncharacterized. The record is from RefSeq and is a predicted model, not a curated record. The transcript has 3 exons. Bases 213 to 1097 code for a protein of 294 amino acids. Lineage: Eukaryota; Viridiplantae; Streptophyta; Magnoliopsida; Asparagales; Asparagaceae.